Messenger RNA from Harpia harpyja (harpy eagle), 1952 nucleotides. RefSeq names its product ST3 beta-galactoside alpha-2,3-sialyltransferase 3 (gene ST3GAL3). The record is from RefSeq and is a predicted model, not a curated record. Gene Ontology annotation, molecular function: sialyltransferase activity. The transcript is spliced from 13 exons. Lineage: Eukaryota; Metazoa; Chordata; Aves; Accipitriformes; Accipitridae. Bases 367 to 1626 code for a protein of 419 amino acids.
AGGUGAGGUUUGAGGACGGUCAAAGCAGAUGUGGCGUGGCGGCGGCAGGCAUCACAGGCAGCUCCGCAUCGCCAGGGCACGGGGGUCGAGGCAGGGAGAAGAGAUCCGGCUUAUGCAGCUGGAGGGAUGAAGAAGCAAAGAGAGGAGCAAGCAUAAAGCAAGUGUUUGUGAAGCAAAACCGCUCUCCAGCCAGACGCGACACGGCACAGGAGUUGGUGGGGUUAUUGGAGGAAAUGAACCCGGCAGCUGAGCUGGGGCUGGCGGAGGAGGCUGCCCAGCCCGGCCCUGGCUGCCAGCUUGCUGUGAAGCUGGAGGGAAGGGAGCUGCCUCAGCUGGGGCGUGUAGAAGAGCAGAUUUAAUGUGAAGAUGGGACUGUUGGUGUUUAUGCGUAAACUGCUGCUAGCCCUCUGCCUCUUUCUGGUACUGGGAUUUCUGUACUAUUCUGCUUGGAAGUUGCACCUCCUCACAUGGGAGGAUUCAAAUUCAGUGGUUCUUUCCUUUGACUCCGUUGGACAUACAAUAGGCUCAGGAAGGAGAGAGAGAAAAACUGUGGCUAUUGUGCUUCCGCUGUCCAUCCCAUCUCACCUUGCUGCAGACCCAGGAAAAGACAGAGCCCAGAAAGAACUCACAGAAACAAUGGCAGCUCCAGGCCCAGCCAUUCCUAAAUAUGACAAACUGGGCUUUCUCCUGAACCUGGACUCAAAAUUGCCUCCAGAAUUGGCAUCAAAGUAUGCAAAUUUCUCUGAGGGAGUGUGCAAGCCUGGUUAUGCAUCAGCGCUCAUGACUGUCAUCUUCCCAAAGUUCUCGAAGCCGGCACCAAUGUUCUUGGAUGAUUCCUUCAGGAAAUGGGCACGUAUCAGGGACUUUGUACCCCCCUUUGGAAUUAAAGGACAAGAUAAUCUGAUCAAAGCCAUCCUGUCAGCAACCAAAGAUUACCGUCUAACUCCAGUUCUUGACAGUCUCAGCUGCCGGCGAUGUAUUAUUGUGGGAAAUGGUGGAGUACUUGCAAAUAAGUCAUUGGGGUUAAAAAUUGAUGACUAUGACGUUGUUGUCAGGCUGAACUCAGCUCCAGUGAAGGGCUUUGAAAAAGAUGUGGGUGGCAAGACAACUCUCCGGAUCACGUAUCCUGAAGGUGCAAUCCAGAAAAUGGAGCAGUAUGAGAAGGAUUCCCUGUUUGUUCUGGCGGGAUUCAAAUGGCAGGAUUUCAAGUGGCUGAAAUACAUUGUUUACAAGGAGAAAGUGAGUGCCUCUGAUGGCUUUUGGAAGUCAGUGGCAACCCGUGUCCCAAGAGAACCUCAUGAGAUACGUAUCCUGAAUCCCUACUUCAUCCAGGAGGCAGCUUUCAGCUUCAUUGGACUGCCUUUCAACAAUGGCCUGAUGGGCAGAGGGAACAUCCCCACAUUGGGAAGCGUAGCAAUAACCAUGGCGCUCCACAACUGUGAUGAGGUGGCGGUAGCUGGGUUUGGCUAUGACAUGAGUUCACCCAAUGCACCACUGCACUACUAUGAGAACAUCAAGAUGUCUGCCAUCAAAGAGUCCUGGACGCACAACAUCCAGCGGGAGAAGGAGUUCCUGCGGAAGCUGGUGAAAGCCCGAGUCAUCACUGACCUAACUAGUGGGAUUUGAGUGGCUGCAGCCACUGCCUCCAAGGGAGGAGACGAAGACGCACGCUGCAGCUCUGGGAGCAGGCACUGGCAGCCCCCCGCAAGAAUCCCACCUCACUGAAGACACACAGAGAUGCCCAGGUGCUCUGGGAAGACCCUCUCGCGUUGCCAGUUUGCACGAGGGUUGCAUCUGCUGCCUCCAGGCCUAGAGCUGACAGGAGGUGGGCAAGGGGCUGAGUGGGCAGUUCUCGAACUCUGCAUUGCAGACGGAUCUUCUGUGUCCUGACUUAAACAGGAAAGACUCAGGAGAGAGAAGAAAGGUUUGUGAAUAAAACGAUUUGUGCCAAA